Halichondria panicea is the source of this 1435-nucleotide messenger RNA. RefSeq names its product cytosolic acyl coenzyme A thioester hydrolase-like. Bases 114 to 1382 code for a protein of 422 amino acids. Gene Ontology annotation, biological process: palmitic acid biosynthetic process; acyl-CoA metabolic process. NCBI's taxonomy places the organism in Eukaryota, Metazoa, Porifera, Demospongiae, Suberitida, Halichondriidae. The record is from RefSeq and is a predicted model, not a curated record. The transcript has 3 exons. Gene Ontology annotation, cellular component: cytosol; nucleoplasm; extracellular exosome.
CUAGUCUAUCUCUGCAAUGAUCCUUUACCAGGCUUUGUGGUAACUUCUUCUUUAACCUCAGGCUGCAUGAUGGAUAUUAAAAUCUAGGAGGACUCUAGGAGGAUCUAGGAUCAAUGGCUGUUCAGUUUGAAGCAAGACUAUAUACCUCACUUUGUACUUACAGAUUGAGGCCUGUCAGAACACUCCAGAGAGCAGCAGUCUUGUGCAGAAAUGUGAGCAACAGAAGCUACUCAAGAGGAGUGCAGGUGAUGGGUCCGGGUGAUUGCUGGAGAUUUCGUUCAGCUUCCUUGUCUUCAUUCAAAGGAUUGAGAAAGUAUUCCUUUUCUCCUCAACCUGCCCUCCCAUCGACAGUCGCUUUUGAGCUGAGUCGCAUAAUGACACCCGAGGAUACCAAUGUGGCGGGCAAUGUCCACGGGGGCACCAUUUUGAAUUUAAUAGAACGUGCUGGUUUCAUUGUUUCUACUCGGCAUUGCAAUAGACAAGUUGGGAAUACGGAAGAGGCUCUGACGUCUGCUUUAGUUCGUCUAGAGCACAUGGAUUUCUACAAGCCGAUGUUUGUUGGAGAGGUAGCACGAUUACAGGCAGCUGUGACUUACACUUCGUCUCGUUCGAUAGAGGUCACUGUGGACGUAUGGGCUGACAAUAUAGUCACUGGAGAGAGGAGGCUAACAAACACUGCUCACCUCUGGUAUGUUGCCAUACCAGCAAGCAUUUUAGAGCAAGAAGCUUAUCAAGAAUUACGCACACAUAUUCGACCUGUCCCACAACUCAAAGGACUCUCUAAAAAACAGAUGGAGGAAGGAGUAAAAAGAUACAAACGACAGAAAUCCAGUCGAUUAAAACAGUCUGUAAAUGCAGAAGCUUACGGUCAGUACCAAGAUUUUGCCCAAACCUUGAGAGAUGUCGAACCACACACAGUGUUAGCUUCACAAAUCACCCUUACAAAUCUAGUGUUGCCCUCUGACUGUAAUGUGUAUGAUCACCUGACUGGAGGCUCCCUCAUGAAGAUGAUGGACAAUGCAGCCACCGUAUGCACUGAGAAGCACUGUUUGGGCAGGGUGGUGACUGCUUGCAUUGAUGAGAUCAACUUCAACAUACCUAUCAAUAGUGGACAGAUGGUGUUUGUGACAGCCAGACUGGUGUACAUCAGUAAAAAAUCAAUGGAGGUUGAGGUGACUACAGAGGCUGAGGGACUAUCCAACACACGCUAUGUGACUAAUACCGCCUAUUUUGCGUUUGUCUCUCUGGGCGAAGACCUCAGUGCUCGGCCAGUGCCCCCCUUGGUGCUCAAGAGUGAGGAAAAGAAGAGUCGAUUCCAAGAAGGAAAUAAACGUUAUGAGACUAGAAAGAAAAUUAGAAUGGACACUCACACCAAAACCUAAUUUAUUUUUGUUCUUGUAUCAAAACUCAUAGCCAUAAUUAAUUCUUCCCGCGC